AUGUCAGCGUCAACUGCAAAUGUUGUUGCGGAAACAGUAACUAAAUUACCCUUGAUGAAACGUAUUGUUAACAAAAUUACUGAGUAUGGUAAACAGUUAAAGAACGAUUACAAAGGAUCUUUUGAAGAUGCAAUUGCUGAUUCAAAAGCUAAACCACACAAAGCUCUAACAUUACUAGGUGUUUCUUCAUUAGCAACUUAUGCUUUUGUAACAAAUCCAUCAAAAGUUGAUUUUAGAAAUAUAAUGGCAGAAAAACGGAUAAAAAUGGCCUCUAUUCCACCAUCAAUACAUAAUCCGGUUACUGUUAACGCAAUAAAUGAAAGAGAAAAAUUAUGGAUUCAGAAUCGUUUACACUUUUUAGAUUGUAUACUAUUUACGCUAGUUAUUAGAAAAGAUUUCGAUUCAACAUUACGUUCAGCAAAAAGUCAAGAUUCAAAUUUAAAAGAUUGGUAUUGGAACGAAAUUUUUAACAAUAUUAUUGAUGUUGGAGCUUUCAAAAGAUUUUUUUACUUAGAAAAAGCCAUGGAAAAUUGUGAUGUUGCUGAUGUAUAA
Messenger RNA from Strongyloides ratti, 552 nucleotides. Its product is annotated as Protein of unknown function DUF2366 family-containing protein. NCBI's taxonomy places the organism in Eukaryota, Metazoa, Nematoda, Chromadorea, Rhabditida, Strongyloididae. The transcript has a single exon. Gene Ontology annotation, cellular component: TIM22 mitochondrial import inner membrane insertion complex. The record is from RefSeq and is a predicted model, not a curated record. Gene Ontology annotation, biological process: protein insertion into mitochondrial inner membrane. Bases 1 to 552 code for a protein of 183 amino acids.